Adineta ricciae is the source of this 1701-nucleotide messenger RNA. Lineage: Eukaryota; Metazoa; Rotifera; Eurotatoria; Adinetida; Adinetidae. The record is from the annotation of a GenBank genome assembly.
AUGACUACAGAUAAAAAUCGUGCGGAGAUCUUGAGCAAAGCUGAAGUUCGUCUAUGUCGAUUGCAUCCGUGGUCGAAUUUUCCAGGCUUUGGUUUCACUCUCGAACCAUCUCUCGGUCCUCCACAUCGAACAUGUAUGGUCGAAUCAAACAGUCCAGCCGAGGCAGGUGGUCUUCGAAUACGUGAUGUCAUCCUUGCCGUAAAUAAUCAACAGAUAUCCGAUACAGAUUUCAAUAGAAUACAAACGAUGAUCAACGAAGCAUACAAUCAAAAUAGUCGCAUAGAUCUACUUGUUAUUAAACAGAAAUCUUAUGAACUUGUUGAAAAAAGGAAAAUCAAAAUCGAUCAAGCUUCAGCGACUGUUAUCGAUACUCCGGCUACGAUGCCCGACAGCUACAGAAAUUUUCCACAGUUAACACCGCGAAUAUGCAGUAUUUGUAUUAGUGGCAAUGAAACAGUAUUUGGUUUUGAUCUAACUAGUGGCGUGAACAAAAUUGGUUUGUACGCUCAAAAAGUGUAUCCUAAUAGUCAAGCUGAACAUUCUGGUUUGCGGAAUAACGAUCGUAUAAUUGAAGUUAAUGGACAAAAUAUCGACGAGAAGUCGAGUCGUUCGAGUGCGAACAACUAUAGUGGAACAGUUCAGUGCCGCUCGGGAGACCUAACAAAAGAGCAGGUCGAUGCAAUUGUUAUUGCAACGGCGUCUUCACGUUUAGUUGAAGUUGUCUUGCAAGAGGCUGGUGAUACUGUGAGAAACGUGUACAAGAAUGAACAAAAAAGAGUCGGAACAAAUAUCAUCUGCACCAAUGGUGGAAAUCUGGCUUGUCAAAGAAUUUACUUCAUUCCAUGUCCUGACAUGUCUCACGAAGCGAACAAAUGGACAUUUCGAACGUUUGUUACAGAAGGAAUAACUACGGCAAUCAAUGAUAGAACAACACAAAUUCAAUCCAUAGCAUUUCCUGCGAUUGGCUGCGGAAAAUUCGGCCACGAUCCGAAUUUCGUUGCUCAAACAUUAGUUGCAGCUGUGGUGUAUGAAUUCAACAAACAGCCAUCACUAAAGCUUGAUGUUUAUUUUGUUAUUCAAAGUAAUCAAAGGGAAGCUUUCGAUGCAUUCAAGAACGAAUGUAUCGCAUUAGAAAAUCAAAGAAAUCCUCAGAUACGGCGAGAUGAAGAUGAUUUUACUGUAGCAUUACGUACCCUAACGCUUCAGAAUGAAUAUUACACUAAGAUCGAAAACAGAUUUUUCGAAACGAUGACGUCAAAGCAAUGCAAGAAAAUUGUCGCUAUUCAAAUGAUCUGGCACAGACGUUGGUUUUUGCAAUACAGAGCUCACAGAGCAGCAUUCUAUCAACGAUUAAAGAAAGAAACUGAGCAAUUACUAUUUCACGGCUGCUCGGAGAUUGCAGCCAGCGGUAUUAUAGACCAAGGUUUUGAUCGUAGUUAUGCUGGCAAACACGGCACGAGUUAUGGUUAUGGUGUUUACUUUUCAACAAUGGCAAGCUAUAGUCAUUCUUAUGCAUCUCCCAACUCGAAAGGAGAACGGUGUAUGUUUUUGGCACGAGUUCUUGUUGGAAAUACUGUCAAAGGUAAUUCAUCGAUGAAAGUCUGUCCCCCAGGAUACGAUACGACAACAGAUGGAAAUCAUAUUUAUGUGAUCUAUCACGACGCUCAAGCAUUUGGAGGGUAUUUAAUUACAUAUAAAUAA